GUUGACGACGCUCGGACGCAGGCGCAUUCGGGCACACGCACAGGCUCGGCGAGGAAAUAGCAUUUAAACAAUAAUUAUGAAUGUAAACGUUUUGUUUCUUGCACUUCUGUAAAGAUAAAUUAUUUUUUUCUAUUUUCAUGAGAUAGUUAGAGUCUGUGUUUAUAACUGCGUUCAUAUUUUCAAUUAGCAGUAGCGAUAGUUUCGAAGUAACCGGCUUUAUGCGAUCAGGCAGCUAGGCCUUGCCUGGCCCACACUGUCUCGGUUCAAGCAUGCAUCCCUCCUGGGGCGGUUAUGGAGGUGCACCCCAGCCUCCUCCACACUUCGGCCCGCGGCCUCAUCAGUUUAGGGGACCUCAGCCCCCACCAGCAGCAGCAGCAGCAACGGCAGGAUUUGGAGGAUAUGGCGCUCCGUCAAUUACAGCGUCAUCUAAUUUCUCUAGUUUACACGAACAGCAUUUACAACAAAUGCAGCAAUUGCAGCAACUCCAUCAGAAGCAGCUGCAGUCUGUGCUGCAUCACUCCGGCAACACCAACACCAGCAGCAGCGGGCCUUCUCCGUACUGGCAGACAGGCGGUGCACCACCUAACAAUUUUCAAGAUCCAUCAACUCUGAGAGGUCCUACUGGGCCGCCUCAACCUCAGCCUCCGCCGCCUGAAGUGAAACCUCCAGCUCCCGAGCCCGCAUCGUCCUCUUUACCUGCUGCGAAGACCCCCGCUCCAGUACCACAGGAGCAGCAGGAAUAUUGGUACCAGCAGCACCUUCAAAAUUUGCAAAAGCUGAAAAAUGAGAAGGCAAAGCAGAAUCAAAGUUCAGCUAAUGGAGGCCAUGCUUCAGCUCCUCCGCCUCCAGUUGAACCCCCAAAGAGCACCCCUCCACCACCACCUCCCAAAGAGGAACCCCCUCCUCCCCCACCACCUGAGGAAUCAAAGCCCAGUGGCAUCAGUGAUGCAGGAGACCCAGCUGAAGCAGCACGUCUUCAGCAGCUGCAGGCGGCAGCUGCCCAUUGGCAGCAUGUGCAGCAUCAAAGGGCCAGCCUUCAGUACCAGGCACUCAUGCAAGAGCAUGCUCAACUACAGCAGAUCCUGCAACAGUAUCAACAGGUUAUUCAACAGCCAGCGCAUCUCCAGACAUUGCCCUUGGAAAUGCAGUUGCAACACUAUGAAAUGCAGCAACAGCGAUUUGCUCCAUUGUACCAAGAAUGGGACAGGCACUUUAAUUUGUGGUUAGAACAGUUUCAGACAUACCCACACAAAGACCAGCUGCAUGAUUAUGAAGCUCAGUGGAGGCAAUGGCAGGAGCAAAUGAAUUCAACUUCAGCUCAUCUGCAAGAGAGAGUCACUACUCUAAGAGCUAUGCAGCCUCAGUAUGGUACAGGUCCUUCUUAUGGAGGCAUGAUGGGACCAUAUGGGCAGCAUAGACACCCUGUACCAGAUGGAAACAUGCAUUUAGCUGGCCCAGGACUACCAUCUAUGCCUCCACCAGUUAACAUGGAUGCCAUGUCAAGACCUUCACCACAGGGCCCACCACCUUCUGGACCAGUUAUUCCACAGGGGCCAUCACCUGCAGAAUCUUUCCCAUCUUCUGGUCCAGAUUCUGUCUCUGAAACAUGUAAAACUGCUGGACCACCUGGACCAGGGGUUCGACCACCUGGAAUGGGGGUUCGACCCCCUGGGCCUCAUGGAAGAUUUGAUGGCCCAAGGUUUGAAGGUCCCAGAGGCCCACGGUUUGAACAGCCACCCCAGCAACGGUUUAGUGGGCCACCCAGAUUUGACACUGGUCAGCGAUUUAGCCGACCUCCCAGAGGUAAUCCUCCACACCCAGGGGCUCCAGCAAGACUUGAGAAUCCCCCAAGGCAGAAUGCACCUUCACGUUUUGAAAGACCCCCUGUACCCCCUCAACAACCAGGGCAUGGACACCAAUCCAGUCCUGUCCCUGGAAUUCAAACAAAGCAACAAUCAGCAAAACCUGAUGCACCACCAGUUCCUCCACCUCAAACAGGCCCAGAAAAACACAAAGAUCCCUUAGAUCAAAGUAGCAAAAAAGAUGGUACUUCGACUGGUCCGUCACUGACAGAUGACAUACUGGACACAGUGGAUGGAUUUUUUAUUCAGAGUGGACCCAUUCCUCAAACUCAGGAUAAUAAAUCUGAGAAUAUCAGUGCUGAUACUGCAAAGCAGGAUAAGGGGACAGAAGAUGGAACUAAACCAUCCUUACCUACGGAAAGUUCAAACACCACCAACAAAAAAUCUCAGAACUCUAGCUCACAACCUCCUAAAACUGGUCAUAUUGCCACUACAACAAGCAAUGGGCCACCGCAACAAGCAAAGCCUCCUCAAAAUAAGUUUAAACCUGAUACAAUUAAGGAGGCUUCUAGGGGGCCACACAUGUUGACUCAGACAGGUCCACCACAGGCGACACGAGGGAGAGGAAGGGGCCAAGGGCCAGUGCCUCUUCGAGGCAGGGGGCGUGCACGUGGUCGAGGGCAGUACGGGGGACAAAUAUCUGAUCCAAACUGCCAGAGAGAAAUUAUGGAAGAGGAUCCCUAUGACCAUCAGGAAACGGAUGAUACAGGGCAUGGAGAGGACCAGGAUUUGGUUUGGAGAGACCCCUCUUUAGAUGGUCCUGGAGAAAUAGAUGACCAGGAAGCACCCCUUGAGAUGUGGCAUCCAGAGGAGGAACACUUUCCAGAAGAGUACCCAGAGAGCACUCAUCCAGGCGAACACUGGGAAGAAGAAUCACAGGAUUAUUGGGAGGAAGAAGAUCCAUACUGGACAGAAAGAAGACCUCCCAUGCAUGCUAGACCUCCUUUUCCUCCAGGGGGCCCCAGAAGACCCCCUUUCCAUCCUCGAUUUAUGCUUCAUGGCCCUAGGCGCCCCCCUCCUCCUGGAAGUUUGCAACACAACCCACAUGGACCUCCUCUCAUGGGACCACGUGGUGGAAUGGGACCACGAUUCAGGCGGGGUGUAGGCCCAUGGGGACCACUACCCCACCAUGACAUUAUGGAGCGAGACUUGAGACGGCCACCACCUCCUCAUGAAAUCCUGGCAAGGGAUCCAGCUGUACCUCUUGAAUAUGAUGAAGAAAUUGAUAGAGAACCUGGAUGGCCUCAUCCACGUGGUCGAGGGCUGAGACGUCCUUCUUUACCUCCCCAUGAAAUGGGGAGAGGUAUGAGAAGACCACCCAUUAGGCCCCCAAUGCCAAGGGAGAGGUGGCGUGUCCCACCACCCCAUGAAGAAGGAGAUUAUGAGGAGGAAUACCCAUAUGGUGAAGAGGAUGAAAUGCACAGAAGACCUACUCAUGAAUAUCCAGAUUAUGAGCAAGACGAUGAGUAUUAUGGUUCUCGUGAGGAAUGGGGCAGGGAGCAGCCUGACCUAGACUAUCCACUUCAUCGUCGCCCAGAGCACAUUAGAGAGGAACAUUGGUUAGAGGAAAGAGAAAGAUCAUUCCCAUAUGAGGAAGAGGAUCGAUACAGAGAGGAACGAAGACGACCUUGUUACCCUGAUGAUUCGCCUUAUCAAGAACGAGAUAGGGAGCCUUCAUUUCACUCUCAUUCUGAUUGGGAAAGGCCACCACCUCCACUCCCACAAGAAAGAGGUUACUCUCAUCCAGCUGGUGAAACAAAGCACCAUUAUGAGCAUAACCCAGAGUCUCUAGCUGGCCUGCCAGCACCUCAAGACCCGGAUACCCCACUUGAGCAGUCUUCACCUAGUGCAACUAAAACUGUACUUGCUCUUUCUCAAAGGCAGCAUGAGAUCAUUCUAAAAGCUGCCCAGGAGCUGAAAAUGAUAAGAGAGCUCCAGGAAAGCAAGAGGGCUUUAGGAGAAGCUUCCAACCCAGAUUCAACUGGGUUGCCUUCAGAACUUCCCCCUGGAAUUCUCGGAUUGGAAAUUCCACCUGAGGUUAAAAGUGCUCUUCAGGCUACCAAUUUAUUGUCCGAAACGGGACAGAUUGUUCCCGGUCAACCUUUGGAAGCUGGUUUGCCCCCUUCAAAUCAAUCUAUAGACUUUCUUCAUUCUUCAGCACCUGCCCCUACAGCCACAUUCAUUGCUAAAACAGUGGACUAUGGGCAUGGUCGUGAUGUUGGUGCAACAGUGGAAAGGAUAUCUUAUGGAGAGAGGAUUGUGUUGAGGCCUGCCCCACCGCCAUCUGAGCGACUAUAUGAGAAAGAACUACUUGGCCCCAGAGACCCAUACUAUGACAGAAGAAGUGACCCAUAUGGUGGUCCCAGAGAUUAUGACAGAGAUUGGGAGAGAGAUCCAUAUAGGGAGAAGCCACCUCUGGAUUAUGAGAGAGACAGAUAUGAAAGGGACCGUUACCUACGAGAUGAACGACCUCCACUUGGGCCUCGUCCAGGACACAGGGACAGGGAAAGAGAUCACUCAAGUCGUUCGAGCAGGGACCGAGAGGUUUAUAGCCGAUCAAGUUAUGAGAGGUCUUCCUAUGAAAGGAGUCUUGAGCAUUAUGACCAUGGAUCCUCAAGCUAUGGUGAUCGGAGGAGCUAUCCAGAUGAGCGCCCCCCGCCACCCACAUCACUGCCCCCUCCUGCACCUGUUGCCCCUCCUCGUGUGGAGAAGAAACCAGAGACAAAGAAUGCUGAGGACAUCCUCAAACUCCCAGGUCGAUCAACUCGACCUGACAGGAUUGUAGUCAUCAUGCGUGGUUUACCUGGAAGUGGCAAAAGUCAUGUGGCAAAACUGAUUAGGGAUAAAGAGGUUGAAUGUGGUGGUGCUCCACCCAGAGUUCUGGGUCUGGAUGACUAUUUCAUGACUGAAGUGGAAAAAGUUGAGAAGGACCCUGAUACUGGGAAGCGUGUCAAGAACAAGGUGCUUGAAUAUGAAUAUGAACCAGAGAUGGAAGAUACAUAUCGAAACAGCAUGUUGAAGACAUUUAAGAAAACACUGGAUGAUGGAUUUUUCCCAUUUAUAAUCCUGGAUGCCAUUAAUGAUAAAGUGAAGUACUUUGACCAGUUCUGGAGUGCUGCUAAGACAAAAGGAUUUGAGGUGUACUUGGCUGAAAUCACCACUGAUCAACAAACAUGUACAAAGAGAAACAUACAUGGGCGAACACUAAAGGAUAUCACAAAGCUGGCCAGUGGCUGGGAGUCUGCACCACCCCAUAUGAUACGACUAGAUAUCAGGUCUCUACUGCAGGAUGCGGCAAUUGAAGAUGUGGAGAUGGAAGACUUCAACCCAUCUGAAGAAGAAAUAAAGGCUGAUGUGAAAAAGGAGGAUGACGACGAGACGGAUCUGGGAUACCUUCCGAAAAGCAAAUGGGAGAUGGACACUUCAGAAGCAAAGCUGGACAAGUUGGAUGGUCUGGCGGGAGGAGGCAAGAGAAAACGAGACAAUGAUGUUUCCGGCAUGGAAGACUUCCUUCAGCUGCCUGAUGACUAUGCCAGUCGCAUGUCUGAACCUGGCAAAAAGAGGGUGCGCUGGGCUGAUCUCGAAGAGAAGAAGGAUGCCGACAGAAAACGCGCGAUUGGUUUUGUUGUUGGUCAGACAGACUGGGAGAAAAUCACGGAUGAGAGCGGCCAGCUUGCUCAGAGAGCUCUCAACCGCACCAAGUAUUUUUAGGAGAUUUUGUAAUGACAAUUGUACAGCGUUUAAGGUUACCAUGAAAUUCUUCAUUUUCAAUUUGUACUGCCUGAUGAAGAAAGAGCAUUGACUCUUCAGUCGUUGGUCGAUCCUGUAGUACACUUAAUGGCCUUGGUAUAAUAUCUGGUGUAAUGUAAAUGCCUUUUUGUUUUAUCCACAAUCUUAUUUUAAUAGACAUUAAAUAUUGUGUGAGGUUUUGUAGCAGUGGUUCAUUUGAUUGUAGGUGAUAUCCUUACUUUAUUUUUAUUCCAUAGAUCUAAUGUAUUUGGCCCUGAAAUAUUCUUGUAGUUCACACACAUGUACUCACUCAAUAAAGCUUACAAAACAGUCUCAUAAAGAA
This is a messenger RNA of Megalobrama amblycephala (Wuchang bream), 5934 nucleotides long. It is a transcript of the gene ylpm1, whose product is annotated as YLP motif containing 1. The record is from RefSeq and is a predicted model, not a curated record. Gene Ontology annotation, cellular component: nucleus. Gene Ontology annotation, biological process: regulation of telomere maintenance. NCBI's taxonomy places the organism in Eukaryota, Metazoa, Chordata, Actinopteri, Cypriniformes, Xenocyprididae.